Molecule: messenger RNA, 4517 nt
Organism: Cyprinodon variegatus (sheepshead minnow)
Lineage: Eukaryota; Metazoa; Chordata; Actinopteri; Cyprinodontiformes; Cyprinodontidae
Product: insulin-like growth factor-binding protein 5
Exons: 4
Coding region: 369-1172 (267 amino acids)
Biological process (GO): regulation of insulin-like growth factor receptor signaling pathway
Cellular component (GO): extracellular region
Molecular function (GO): fibronectin binding; insulin-like growth factor II binding; insulin-like growth factor I binding
Source: RefSeq, a predicted model, not a curated record
AGGCAGGUCUCCAGUUGAUCAGUCUGCUCAGGAAACUGGUGCUAGAGAAAGUCUGCAGGAGUUCAACAUAAGAGGACAGAAGUUCAGCUUUUUCUGCUCGUUUUUCCUCCUGCGGAGGACUUUACAUCCACAGAAAAAAUAACUAUUUGAAUUAUUACAAAUUAAAAAGAUUCUACAGUAAGAAAGCCUGCUGUUAAUGUGGGUAUUUAUUAGAUAGCUGCACUCCUGGAUAAAGACGCUUGGCUUUAACUGUAAAAAUCGGAUUAUCUGACUGAGACAUUGUGUUCAUUAGACCAGGAGCAGUUUUUCCCCCUUCUUCUCCUGGUGUUUCAGAAUUUUUUUUGCAGCGAUCUGAAGAGACUCCGGCGAUGUUUGUAAACUGCUGCCUCCUGGUGACAUUCAUCCUGGGGCUCUCCCGUUGCACGGGAUCCUACGUCCCCUGCGAACCUUGCGAUGAGAAGGCGCUGUCCAUGUGCCCGCCGGUUCCGGUCGGCUGCCAGCUGGUGAAGGAGCCGGGCUGCGGCUGCUGCCUGACCUGCGCCCUGGCCGAGGGGCAGGCGUGCGGCGUCUACACCGGCACCUGCACCAAGGGCCUGAGAUGCCUGCCAAGGAGCGGAGAGGAGAAGCCCCUGCACGCCCUGCUGCACGGCCGGGGAGUUUGCACCAACGAGAAGGGCUACAAACCUGCCGCCGCGCCCAGAGAUCGGGAUAGCCGGCUGGACAUGGACGCCAUGACUCCUGAAGUUACAGCAGUGGUGCAGCCAGCCAAAGUACCACUCCUUCCAAAAGACAUUGUGAACAGUAAAAAAGCGAUUGCAGUGCGCAAGGAGGAGAAGAGGAAGCUUUCCAAGCAGCGCAGCUAUAUCCCCAAUGUGGAUUACUCCCCCAUGGACAUCGACAAGCAUCACGAGCCUGAAUUUGGUCCCUGUCGGAGAAAACUGGAUGAGAUCAUUCAAAAAAUGAAGGACACUUCAAGAGUCAUGGCCCUCUCUCUCUACCUUCCCAACUGUGACAGAAAAGGAUUCUUCAAGCGUAAACAGUGCAAACCAUCUCGCGGCCGCAAGCGGGGCAUCUGCUGGUGCGUGGACAAGUACGGUGUCCAGCUGCCGGGGACGGACUACAGCGGGGGGGACAUUCAGUGCAAAGACCUGGAGAGCAGCAUCAACGAGUGAAUCAGAGGGGGGGGAGCAGGAGGACCUUCCUCAUCCCCCGUCCACUCCCCUCCCCUAUCCCCUCCCCUCAUAACUAUCACAUGACCCAGGGCCCACCAUCUUCUCUGAAUCCCACCUGUAUGCUCCGCCCUCUGCUCACAUCUAGACCUUUUUACUGAACUGAAAAAGAAGAGGGAAAAAUCUCAGAUAAACGAAGCAGGCUAAAAAGAAAAAAAGACUAAUAUAGUUGUUUUCUCUUAUCAACCAAGCACUGUUCUCUGAAAGAGGAGACCACUUUGGGACCCUUGUUUCAGCCUGGCUGCAUGAAAAGCUGCAGAAUGGUCCUUGAUGCGUUUAGAAAAUCUGCCACACGAAGAAGGAGGAGGAAGAGGAAUCAGUUGCAUGUUUUGGAACUGAUAUUUGGCCCGAGAAAUUUGGGAUUUUUGGUCUAAUGGGGUUGUGGUUUUAUCAGAGCACUUAAAAAGGGAUCCUGUUUAGAAAUGUAAACCUUUGUGUGUGAAUAUGUGAUGCGUUGGUGUAUUACAGAGUGAGCCUUUUUCAGAAAAAUACCAACAACAAAAGAAUGUUACAAUCGUCUCUUUUGUUCAAUUUCCCUAAACGAGUAAUGCCGGCGUCUGACGUGUUCUCGGACCCGGCCUUCCUCUCUAACAUUACGAAUGUGUUUGGGGACUCGGAGCAUUCAGACAGAGAGAGUAGACGGUCACAGAUGAACAUAUGUGUGUGGCUCUUCGACCAUUUAGCUAGCCUGACAUGCCAACUGUGCCUAUUUGAGCAGACACUGCCAGGCAGGGCGCCACGCAGCUCUGCUGGUGAAAACAAAGACUCUCGGCUUCAGCGACAGGAAGCAAGUUUGAUUUUUUUUCCGUGUCGGGAUUUCUUUAGGGAUCAAACUUGCCUUUCAGGCUGGUUUCCUCUCUGACUAUUUUUUUUUUUUUUUGUGGUUUUAUUUGUGCUGAUUUCUUUGCCUUCAGUGAAGUAAAAGACUGCCCUACAUUUUGAGCCAUGUUUCCCCCUCAGUACAAUGUAUUCAUGGUGUAUUACAUUACUUUUAAAUAUACUUCCUGAGUGUUGUUUUUUCCUGUAGAAAAAAAAAACAUGUAAAUGAGCUUGGAGUAAAAAAAACAAAGACUUUUGCCUGUAAAGAAUUAGAAAGUAUCCUGUUAGAGCAGCUGACGGGGCAGUUAGAGAAAGCUGCCUGCUCUCUAAGUUUUCUGCCUUUAACUCAGUGAAGCACCAUGAAAGCAUGACAGGAGCGGGUCUUUGGGCCGGUUUUUCCUUUCUGUGUGCCUUCCUACAUAUUUAGACUUACAUGCUGACGUAAAAGCAACACGGGGGGGUGGGGAUUCAGACGAGGUUUGGAGCUCUAACCGAGAGAAGCCAGUGAAUGUGGUCGGUCUUUGAAAUUGAGUCCAGCUCCGUUUGCGAUGUUGUAUAGUACCUCGGGUUAAAUUCUGGACAGGGAAGGAGCGAAACCUCCUUCUCUUCCUUGGACAACUUGAUAAGCUAAGAUUCUCACUUUUUCUUUUUAUGUGAAUGCCAAUGUUUGACGGGGAGAUACACAGGAUGCAGAAGUUGUUCAGUCUGCAAACAUGAGAGGGAAUGUGUGCAUCCAGGGGUGCUGUGCAUUAGUCCUUAGCAAUUCCUCUUCUAUUUGACUUUUGCUUCUAAGCACUCAGAAUCCCUUGAAAUCCUUAAAGAUGGUUUAAAUGAACAGUCUUUUAAUGUGCUUUUUCUUUCUUUUUUUUUGCAAUUGGCUGCAUUUUCAUUAAUUUUCCUUUCAGUAGAUUUUUUUUUCUAUUUCAACCAUGUUUCAUUCAAGGGAUGAGCGAGUCUCAUGAUCAAAGCAUUGAAAUAAAUUUCCAUGCAUAUUUGUUUACUAUUUUCUAUAGAUAUUAAAUGAUAAUUUAUUUCAAGUGACUUUGGUUCUAUAUCCCAUGUUGGGUUAAUUUUCUCAUAUGAAAUAUGACCAAAUAUUGCCCCUGAUCCAACUAGAAUAACUAUAGACUACCGGCCUUUGUCUAUAGAAAAUAACAUAUAAUGAAUCUAAUUUACUGUCUGGCUUCGGUUGAACAUUUGUUUUUGUUUUCACAUACAAGCCCCGUACGACUGUAAAUGACACUUGCCUCUGUAUUGAUAUAGAUUUUAUACAAGGAAACCUAGAAUUGUGCAGCUCAAACCAGUUUCCCAUUUAAAACCCAGCUACCCCCUAUAUUAAGGGUUUCAAAUGUUUUUUUUUUCACACGUAAAUUGUAUUUAUUCAGAACAACUCAGUACCUAUCCAGCCAGAGAAAGAAUCUACAUGGGGACCAACAUGCACAUGUUGGAUGGGCAGUAGACGAUCCCCUGAAGUUCUCAUCACUGGUCAUGUACUGGGCUUAAAAAGAGUGAGAAAGGAGCCAAGAUCCAAGUAGAACGUUUGAAUGACCCCCAAAAAGCCAGAAGACUUGUUGAUUAGAAUCAAUUUAAAGGAUUGGAGAAACACCUGACUGCAUGCAAAAAAAUGUUGUUUUUUUUUUAAAUUAGGUUUUGUUUAAAACUUUUGCACAGCACCAUAUCUUGUUUCUGGUUGUAAAAACCACAUCAAGGCUCCAAAUCCCAACUUCACGUAUAGGGCAAAACAGCUUGCACUUAUUUCAUGUACUCACUACAGAACCUAAUGCACAACAGCAUCUUGAAAUGUGGUUUCAUGGUGUCAGGCGAACCACAAACUAAACCACGGUGAGCUUACCUUUCCGAAACAAUGUUUGGAAGUUUUGAUUUAGUGACAGGGGCUGAUGAAGCUCCUGCCUGGGAAUCUGGAGAGUAGCUGCAUUUCUUUAGAAAAAGAAAAAAAAAAAGAGGGAGAUGUUGCACAGAAAUGACAGCUGAUCCAGAGAGGGCAGCAGGAGGAAAAGGACCAGGAGCAGGCUGUGGUCACUGUUAGGGCUUAGCCACUUUCCCGAUGAGGGAGUCACCAAUUUCACCACUUUAGAUACAGUUAGUGAAACAGAAACAGGGAGUUUGGGAAAUCUGGGGCAUUUAACGCAACAAUCAAGAGAAUUGAGGUGGUUGUUAGUUCCUCUUAGUGAAUUAAAACAAAUGAAGAUCUGAUCUCUGAAGAUCUUUUGAAUGUUUUAACCCCAGAUUUCCUAAUCUCCAACAUGGUUUAAACUCAUACUUCAUUAUUCAGUAGGACAGUUAACAGAACAGCUUCUUUUGUUCAGAGUACAUAACAGUUUUUGGUUGUAAAGAGACAAUUGGUUUUCAUAAUUUGGUGUUCUCCGGCAUUUGAGACGGAACCAUCGGUGGCAGUGGGAAACAUUGGUCAGUAUUUGGAGCUACAUACGACAAAUACAGAAACAAAAA